GUCAUUCUGUCUUGGAUCGCUUCAGCAGAAGGCCGGUUUCGUCUUCGAAUACGAAUAACGGAUUAUUCGGAAUCUGGACACGACAUUCGCGUUUUAAGCAGCCGCAGUUCUUCACUUCUCCUCGAUCGUUUCGGUUCAGCUUUUACGAUCGAACGUUCGACGUACGAAUUAAAACAGAGGUAAUCGUAGAUAUGCGGAUUCUUUUGUUGUUCGCGUCCCUUGCAUUGGCUAAUUGCCACGAAGUGAAGACAGUUUAUUCGUGGAGCAAUGUCGAGUACAAUUUCCCAGUCACUGUCAAUCCAGACACCCUAACGUCCGAUGGUGAAUACAUUCCGGAAAAUAACGUGCCACUUGGCAUGGAAGUUUGGGAGGACAAAAUCUUUAUUACCGUGCCACGAUGGAAGAACGGUGUCGCGUCGAAUCUAAACUACAUUUCGAAGAACGACACGUCAGUAGAAUCUCCGAAAUUAACUCCGUAUCCAAGUUGGGAGAUAAAUUACAUAAACACGCCUAACGGCAUCGUAAGCAUCUUUCGCGUGAAAGUCGACUCCUGCGAUCGAUUGUGGGGCGUCGACACGGGUAUCGAUGAUAUUCUAGGGACAACCAGGCAAGUACGACCGGUGAGGAUUUUCGUCAUCGACUUGAAAACGGACAAGAUAUUGAGGAUCUAUCCUCUGAAAAGUACAGACCAAGUGUCUAAUUCUUUCUUCGCCGACUCGGUAGUUGACGCGGAUCCGGACAACUGCGAGAACUCGCAUCUCUAUAUUUCGGAUUUGAGUGGAUACGGCUUGGUUGUUUACAGUUGGGCCAAGAACGAUUCCUGGCGGAUCUCGCACAACUUCUUCCACUUCGAUCCCCUUCACGGAAACUUCAACAUCAGCGGAUUCAACUUCCAAUGGCAGGAUGGCAUAUUCGGAAUGUCUCUGUCCGCGCCGCAAAGCGACGGUUACAAGACGUUGUAUUUCCACGCGAUGGCCGGCGUCACUGAAUUUUCAGUGUCCACCGAAGUUUUGCAGGACAGCACGUUGAAGAAGUCGAGCAGUUACGACGCGUUUCGCGUCGAGGGUGAUAAGGGCCCGCUCACUCAGGGGCCAACCUCCGUGAUCGACGCCGGCACUGGUAUCAAUUACUUCACUCAAGUGAGCAAAAAUGGCAUCGCCUGUUGGGAUACCAGCCUCGAACUGAACCCGAAUACCUUCAUUCUUGCGGCCCAGGACAACACGACGAUGAUUUUCCCCAACGAUCUGUCCAUCGAUCGGCCCACCAAUACGCUAUACGUGCUCUCCGACAACUUGCCGCAACAUAUAUUCUCUCACAUGGACACGAAGAAGCAUAAUUUCUUCGUCACGGCGGUCAAUCUCGAUUCCCUGACGCAGACAUGCAAGAAACAAGAUCUUAAGCUUAAAAGACGGCUUCCACACAUUCUGUAAUCAACUCACGCGAAUCUGUGAAAAUCGCAUCUAGCUUCAUUCGAAAUUUUCAACGAGAGUUUUGUCCUUUUGUAGUUAUACGUUUGUGAAAAUAUAAAUUUGCACAACAGACUAUAGUCUCAACUGGCUUUCAUCUGGCAUUUCUCUGACUCUAUCUUUAUUUAUUCACAGAAGUUAUACAAAAGAAUAUCCAGAACAGAUUACACGAUAUUAUGCGAAGAGCGCAUCGAAUGCAACAUGCUAUGUUCGUUAAUUAUCGUUAAUUUCAA
Molecule: messenger RNA, 1699 nt
Organism: Frieseomelitta varia
Lineage: Eukaryota; Metazoa; Arthropoda; Insecta; Hymenoptera; Apidae
Gene: Y-f
Product: protein yellow-like
Exons: 6
Coding region: 192-1430 (412 amino acids)
Cellular component (GO): extracellular region
Source: RefSeq, a predicted model, not a curated record